AUGGCGGCCUCCAUCGGCGGCUCCAUGGCUCCUCCGCUCAGCAGCUCCGUCUCCAAGCUGCAGUCCCUCAACGGAGUCUUCGCCGUCUAUAAGAAACAGGGACCGACGUCCGCCGACGUCCUGAACGCGCUAAAGGAGGCCUUGCUCAAAGAAGCGGGGGUCCGGAACCCCAACCCGAGGAAGAGGAAGAAGCAGAGCCUGAAGAUGGGCCAUGGAGGGACGCUGGACAGCGCAGCCAGCGGGGUCUUAGUUGUGGGCGUCGGAAAUGGAACUAAAAUGCUGAGCCGGAUGUUGACGGGGUCAAAGAAGUACGUGGCUGUGGGCGAGCUGGGGAAGGCCACCGACACCCUGGACGCCACCGGCAGCGUGGUGCUGGAGAGCAGCUUCGAACACAUCAGCAGCCGGGACAUGGAGGAGAAGCUGAAGACCUUCACUGGAGACAUCAUGCAGGUUCCUCCUCUCUACUCGGCUCUGAAGAAGGACGGCCAGCGUCUGUCGGUGCUGCUGAAGAAAGGCCAGCAGGUGGAGGCCAAGCCGGCCCGCCAGGUCAGCGUGUACCGGCUGAGUCUGCAGGACUUCAACCCUCCACUCUUCACUCUGGACAUCGAGUGUGGUGGAGGGUUCUACGUCCGGAGCUUGGUGGAUGACCUGGGAAAAGCUCUGUCCUCCUGCGCUCACGUCAAGCAGCUGAUCAGGACCAAGCAGGGGCCCUUCACGCUGCAGGACCACGUCCUGCACGAGGACCAGUGGACUCUGGAGCACGUCCUGCGGGUCCUGCAGCCCUGCCCGGAGGGGGGGCUGGAGGGGGGCCCGGAGCCUGGGUCAGAGGAGGGGCCAGACGGGAGGUCAGAGGACCGGCAGCCCGACCCGUCAGAGGAGACGGGUCCCGUUGUUGGGACGUGAUAUUGAUCCUCGUCUGUCGUUAAAGGUCCAGGAUCUUCUUUCUGUCUUCAGUUUGCUGCAGCAGCUUUAUUUGUAUCUUGACGACUCAAACAGAAAUAGCUGCGCUUCACGGAGGUCCCGAUAUCGACGAGUGGUCAGAAUGAAAGUGGAGUUCAGUUCGUUCACUGGCUUUAAGAGAGGUGAAGUUAUGCAGAGUUUAAUCGGUUCUUCUUUCUCUAAGUCUCCAGAUUACCUCCAGAAGACUGGAACAUGCUGUUUGAUUCAUUUUGUUUCCUUGUCAUUAAAACCUUCUGCAUUUGUUCUUGAAUAAAGUUUUUUUUUUU
This is a messenger RNA of Salarias fasciatus (jewelled blenny), 1226 nucleotides long. RefSeq names its product TruB pseudouridine (psi) synthase family member 1 (gene trub1). The coding region runs from base 1 to 903 and encodes 300 amino acids. Gene Ontology annotation, biological process: tRNA modification; mRNA pseudouridine synthesis. NCBI's taxonomy places the organism in Eukaryota, Metazoa, Chordata, Actinopteri, Blenniiformes, Blenniidae. The transcript has 8 exons. The record is from RefSeq and is a predicted model, not a curated record. Gene Ontology annotation, molecular function: RNA binding; pseudouridine synthase activity. Gene Ontology annotation, cellular component: nucleus.